Molecule: messenger RNA, 1758 nt
Organism: Bombyx mori (domestic silkworm)
Lineage: Eukaryota; Metazoa; Arthropoda; Insecta; Lepidoptera; Bombycidae
Product: fibronectin type 3 and ankyrin repeat domains protein 1
Exons: 9
Coding region: 181-1440 (419 amino acids)
Biological process (GO): innate immune response
Cellular component (GO): cytoplasm
Molecular function (GO): protein binding
Source: RefSeq, a predicted model, not a curated record
UUGAUCUAACAUCUCUGCGAAUUCACAUCGUACACUGAGAGAUAGAACUUACGAACAAUUAACAAGUUCUGUGAAUUAUUAAUCAUUUAGUAUCGGCUCAGCAUCGGCUCAGUGUUGGCUGUCGGCGGAUAGACUUCAAUUGGAACAAGAUUGCGCGUCGAUUCCAAACACAAUUCACAGAUGUCUCUUCAACACUAUCUGAUACAACAGUUCACGAGCUGGAAGCCACCAGCGCCAGAAGUAUUGAACAGAAGCAAGGGCGAUAUUACACUAUGCUGGGACAAGCUCGAGCCAUUUCAAUUUCUGACUAAAUAUUUCCUCUACAGAGUGGAAAAGAAUAACAAGAUCCCGAAAUGGACUGUUGUGUACAGCGGCGGUAAAUCAACCAAAACUAUAGAGAACUUGGCUCCAAGACAUCCUCAUAAGUUUAGAAUAAAAGUUAUAAUUAAAACAGAAACAGUACCAAGUUUGGCUGAGAAAGCACUCGAACAUUUUGUCAACGAACAGGCCAUUUACGAGCAUUGCCAUAAACACAUUGAAAAUGGAAUCAACACUUACCAAGAGGGUUUUGAUAUGAGAAAUAAUAUUGAUUCUGCUAAUGAUGAAGAUAUGAAGAACGGUAAAGUCGAAAUUGCUAAAGCAGGCUCUUCAAAUGCAAAUGGUGAUACAGUGAGAGAAGAAGAAAGCAUGAACAAUAUGAAGAUGAAGUGGCUGGAGUCCCAGUGGUCAGAGGAAACCUGGACGAACACGGACACCGACGGCACGUCUGCCGUCUGCUUUGCGAUGGCCGUCAGAUGCGGGUACUUGAAACAGGUGCAAAAUAUGUUGGAGGAGCGGCCCGGUCUCAUCAACAUUGUCAACUCCAAUAAUGGAUAUACUCCGCUAGCUACUGCUGUCAGACAAGGAGAUAUAAACACGAUCCGCCUGCUUCUAUUGUCUGGUGCUGAUCUAGAGCAACCCUCGGCCGCAGGUCUGACCCCUCUCCACCUCGCUGUGCUCGCGGGGAACGUAGAGCUCACUGAACUGCUUAUUGAUAGAGGGGCUGAUUUUCAUGCUCGAGACUGGAACGGGAUGCGCAUAGAACACUACGCAGUCGACUCGUGUGAUCUAGGUAUGAUCAGAUAUGUCUUCGACAAAGGAGGUGAUGUCUCCGUUGAGGACAACAAUGGCUGGACCCCGCUUUUUAGAGCGUUAUGUCAAGGAGCCAAAUCAAGCGUCAUCGAAGAACUGGUGGCGCGCGGCAGUGAUGUCAAUCUGAAGGACAGAGCCGGACUACCGCUCGCCUCCGUCGCUAAAAUACUCAAGAACAGAUAUGGUCAAAAUCGAGAUUCCAUCUUGCGUCUCGUGGAUUGCAACUAUCCUCACGAGAAGGCGCAGGCGAACUUCACUAGACUCACAAAAAAAGUUUACAACAUCCACUCGAUGCUCAAGUUGCUUUGAACAAAGUUUCACAGGAAAGUUACUUAAAGGUGAAAGUGUGGAGUUUCUGAAGAAUCUUGACUUGAGUCAACUUUUAUAUUCCAUAAUCUCAUUGCCUAAGCGAUAAUUCCAUCGUGACUGUUCAAGGGGGACAGCUGAAGUUUACGAAGUAGCAAUAUAGACCUCUACUGUGAACAUGGACAAUUAAAACAACCCAGAAAAAGAGCUGACUACCUCUAAGCCUAUGUAUGUAUAUACUAAAGUAAAUAUGCUUGUAUUAUAUGUGAUUAUCAGGGAUAAUUAAAAUGAAAAUACAAUAAAUAUACCAAUGAAAUAAAA